Molecule: messenger RNA, 1400 nt
Organism: Eremomyces bilateralis CBS 781.70
Lineage: Eukaryota; Fungi; Ascomycota; Dothideomycetes; Eremomycetales; Eremomycetaceae
Product: RmlC-like cupin
Exons: 1
Coding region: 386-1189 (267 amino acids)
Source: RefSeq, a predicted model, not a curated record
GUCUCUGAGCAAACAUUCCAACAGCACUCGAACGUCCUGUUCCGCGAUUUGGAAAUGGUAUUCAAGUAUCUUAGGUAAAUAAUUACAUAAUACAUUGGUACUGCAUGCAUAAUUAGGUACUGCUUACUGAAUCCCCAUCUGUCCAUCACGAAAUGGAACUAAGGGUUCGAGAACCAGCUACUCCUCGCGAGCCCCGUCGAGCAGUUCUAUCCAUCUAGGGGUAUAUAUAUGUCUCUGAAUGCCUCCUCCUCUUGAGAUCGCCACAUCAAAUAUCAAUCCGUAGAAAUCACAGUUCAACUGUAUUACUACCGUCAAGCUGGCUUCACGACUCCUCCGUUCAUCACUGCCUCGAGUCACCCCCCGCCUGUCUCAAACUUCUCGAGCAAUGUCUACAGCUACACAGAACUUAACAGUUACUACCCGCCCGUGGAACACGCGAGGACACGCUGACCACGGCUGGCUCCACACCUACCACACCUUCUCCUUCGCAUCAUACUAUGACGCAUCCUACACCUCGUAUGGACCGUUGCGCGUCAUCAACGAGGACCGCGUAGCCCCUUCGAAGGGCUUCGGUGCCCACCCCCAUGCCGAACACCUCAUCUGGACCUACGUCGUGUCCGGGGAACUGUCCCACAAAGACAGUCUCGGCAACGUCGAGACCCUCACUCGCGGCGACGUCCAGUUCACGAGCGCCGGAACCGGCGUGCGCCACAGCGAAUGGAACGGUCAUACGGAGCGCGAGGUGCACUUCCUCCAGAUCUGGGCCAAGCCGAGCACGAAAGGCCUCGCCCCGGAAUAUGUCACGCGCCGCUUCGAGGAGGCGGAGAAGCAGGACCGCUUGGCGAGGAUCAUCGACUCGGUCGACCGAGUGGGGGAGAACGCGGACAAUGCGGAGGGUCCGAUCGCCUUGCACGCCGACUUGACUAUGGAUACCACGGUUCUUUCGCCUGGUAAAAAAGUGGUGCACGACCUCGUGGCCAAAGGGCCGAGGAAGGUCUAUGUCCACGUGGUUAUGAAGGGUCGGCUUCAGCCGAAGCAGGGCGGCUCUCAGAUCAAGAUCGGAGAUAAGGUUUUGGGAGAAGGAGACGGUGCCUUUGUCGAGGGAGCGGAAGGGCCAGGAACGGUUGAAAUAGGGAAUAUCGGGGAUUCGGAGGCUGAGGUGUUGGUUUUCGACAUGGGACAAAAAUAGUGAUAUUGAAAUCGAUCCCAGGCAACAUCUUGCUUCAUCCAAAUGAAUGUAUCUAGCAUGGCGUUAAGGGAUAUGGAAAAGUCACAAAUCGAAGAAGUCAAAAAAGCUGUUGGGGAAAUAUGCUCCGUACUGCAGGUCUCAUAGGAAGCCCUAGUACUUCCUGAUAAUUAAUCGCCAUACCUAUACGGUCCGUCCAAACAUGCAAUUGUGU